GAAUUAUAUUCUCAAAGGGACUUUUUCUCUCUUUCCCCCUUCCUUCACUCAAAAUCUUCUCAUUACUCAUAAAAACACUCUCUGCAUUUCUUCAAUUUCCACCAUGUUCAACGAUCAAGCACUACCAGCAGGAACCUCCAGACCUACUCAUGGCGGAGACGAUGAAGAUCAAAUCCGCGAAAUCCACGCUCUGACUCCCACACGACCACCGCCGGUGACGGAGAAUCGGAACCGCCGCGGAGAGGCUUGGGAAACGGCGAGCCAGAGAUCGACUUCAAUGGCGAGCGAAGGCGCUUCCAGUGAGAAUUUUACUUCCAUAAGUAGAGAGUUCAAUGCUCUGGUGAUCGCCGGCGCGGAGAUCGGCGACGGUUAUCGCCAGGACCGGCCGAUUAACGAAGCUCCGAAUAACUUGAGCAGGAUUGGAGAGGAAGAUCAGGCUACGCCUGAGGAGGAGACGAAUCCGUUGGCGAUCGUACCGGACGGUCAUCCGUUUGAUGAUCAAUUAACGCCGUCGUCAAUCACGAGACAGGAGAACAGUAGCGGCGGAGGAGCAGCAGCGACAAGAGAGAUUUCGUUGCAGAUGGUGAAGAAGGAGGAGGUGGAGACGAAGAUUAGCGCAUGGCAGAACGCGAAGAUUGCAAAGAUUAACAAUCGGUUCAAGAGAGAAGAUGCAGUGAUCAGUGGAUGGGAGAGGGAGCAGGUUCAGAAGGCAUCUUCGUGGAUGAAGAAGGUUCAGAGGAGGUUGGAAGAGAGGAGAGCAAAAGCGCUUGAAAAGAUGGAGAAUGAAGUGGCGAAGGCGCGCAGAAAAGCAGAGGAAAGAAGAGCAUCAGCUGAAGCCAAGAGGGGAACAAAAGUUGCGAAGGUCAUUGAAAUAUCAAACUUGAUGAGAGCAGUUGGAAGGCCACCAGCCAAGCGCUCCUUCUUCUGAAUUCCUCUCUCUUUUGAUGACAGCAGUUGGAAUUCGUCUCUCUUUGUAAUUAAUUAAGGAGAUGGAUAAUCAAAACCCUCCAUAAACAGAUUUACAUUUUUCUUUUACUUGAGAGAACAAAGGAAAGCUAUAUUAUACAUCGUUCUCUACCAAGAUCAAAUCUUGGUUUCUGGUUGGUUUUAGUUUAAGAACUUGUAAGUAAGAAAUGGGCAAUUAGUCUAUGUGUUUAUACGAGUUUGUCUUUAUCAGACUUCUUUUA
Messenger RNA from Cucurbita maxima (winter squash), 1187 nucleotides. Its product is annotated as remorin 4.1-like. The coding region runs from base 104 to 928 and encodes 274 amino acids. Lineage: Eukaryota; Viridiplantae; Streptophyta; Magnoliopsida; Cucurbitales; Cucurbitaceae. The transcript is spliced from 2 exons. The record is from RefSeq and is a predicted model, not a curated record.